AUGAAUACAGCAAAUGAAGUCAUAAGACACGUCUUAUUGCCCGUAAUACUCGUAUUGCUUGUAAUACCAGUAUUCAUCAGUACAGUGGGUACACAUGUGCUAAGCAAUGAGCCAUUUGAUAACGAAAGCAGGCUGAUAUUCCUGGCAACAUUUGUAGUAGGACAGAUAUCAUACUCACUAAUAACGAGUUCUACAAUUGGAGUCGUCUUCUUCCCAUCUUUGGAUGGCCUGUAUCUGCUCAAGAAGGUGGGAAAGGCGUGUGCUCAAUACGGAAGAAGCAAUAACGUCUUCUGCAACCAAUUAGUUGUCCUCUUCAUCAGCAACUUCACCACUUUUGUGGUAGCUGGACUGAUAGGCGUCUUGAAACUGGGACGAACAGCCUGUAAGAUCCCAUCAUCCGUCAACAUCGCUGUUUGUCUCUACACUGGGCUUCUCUUUGCGAUAUCCCCAGGUGUCUUGUACAAGAAAGAGAACGUCCUUGAAUCAGUUACAAAUAUCCUGGUAACAUGUUUCAUCACCACAGGUGGCCUGAUUCUGUUCAAGAAGUGGACACAGCCGUUGAUAUUGGUUGGAUACAUGCUACUGGUUGGUCUCCUAAUCAACGGAAUACGCCUGUGUUCUGGUAGUCAAACAGUUGAUAAUCUAUUUAUGCAUGACAAAUUAAGCAUGUUUAGCAUAAAAGAAGCCAUUUUCAACAAAUUCGUUGGAUUUGAAUUCAAGGGCGACAUUCUCUCAUCAAACAUCGCAUCUGCACUCACACUCGCAUUCCUGAAUGUUCUGAUCUUUGCCAUCACCAUUCUGCUCUACUCAAAGAAGCUCAAGGCCAAGGUUGACCUGAAUAGGGAAUUUAUUGCAUUUGGAUUUGCGAAUAUGUUCACGAUGAUUUGUCCUGGUAACCUGAACUACGCAUGCAGCCUGCUAUUCGUUCUAUCUGGUAAGACAACCAAGUAUACGGCUGCAUUGACUGGAAUCUGUUCCACCACAGUCUUCUUCACCUACCACCUCAUCCACAGCCACAUUCCAAUAUACCUGGCCCUAUUCAUUCUCCAAUUCAUAGGCGUCUCCUACCUGGUUGAUUACGUCCCACUUCUUGCCAAAUUGCGCCUAUUCGACCUAAUGGUCACGUUGUGUCUGACUGCCCUAAUGCACCUGAACUGUGGCGUAGUCAUUGCAUUCUCAAUCUCCCUCUACCUGGUCAUCCAAACCAGAAUACUGGUUAGUUAUGGAAUUAUUAGAAAGACCCCUUUCAUUUCUGACUGA
Enterospora canceri is the source of this 1260-nucleotide messenger RNA. Lineage: Eukaryota; Fungi; Microsporidia; Enterocytozoonidae. The record is from the annotation of a GenBank genome assembly.